AUGGGAGACACGGAUCGCCUGCUUCGUAGCACCCCAGGUGCUAGCGAUGUUGACAUCGAGCUACAAGAGCGCCCACAGACACCUUCGGGGCAACACCCAACUUCAAGACCCCAGAGGCCUAAGAAGUCAUACAAAGUCUGUUAUUUAAUAUUAGGCUUUUAUGUUCUCGCUGUUGUCUUUUUUCUAGGUCAUUUCGGCUUCUUCCAUUAUCUUGACGGCAAGCUUGCCGGGGACACCGUAGGCCAGAGCCUCCAGGCUGCGAUAGCAAAUGUUUUUGCCGUCUUUGUGGACAUUUGUCUCCUCGGAGGCCUCGGAGUUGCCUACAACCAAAUUCUCUGGAAUCUUCUGCGCAAGAAGCCGUUCCAAGCUCAGGUAAUCGACAAGAUGGUUCACCUCCCUGGGAGCCCCUGGGACCUGGUCCAUUGCAAAAUCCUGCGUCGGCUUUGCCAUCUCAAGAGUGUGUGGAUAACUACCCUGCUUUGCGCAACGAUUCCCUUCUGGUUGAUCUUCCCCCCUGGUUGCGUCGAAACCAAGUUUCUGAACAAGAACGAAACGACGUACCAUGAUGUCAAGACGAUGAACAUCAGUGACUAUGGAAAUGGCACCGUUCGGCAGUUCGUCGAGCACUCGCUCUUUGAGAUGAAUGGCGACUUGAAUUAUGGCCCAACAUGGGCAAGACCGAGACUGAAGGCAAUGGCUGGUCAAGUUUUGGCCUCAGGAGAGCCCGUCAAAUUUGACUCACCCUGUGGCAGUUCGUGCGCCUAUAACAUUUCUCUUGAAGGACCCAGUUUCCACUGCGAGGAACCCGAACAGAAACCUGCAAAAUGUUUCCCCAUAUACGAAGCCAAGGACCUGGUUAAGUCUCGCGCGAAUGGCGAAUCGUAUACUCUAUGGAACAACGCCUUCCAGGUAACUUGGGACCCGAAGCCAAGACCUGGUGGCUGUGACCUCAAGUCUCGCAGGAGCCUUGUGUGUCGCAUGAAAUUGUCAACCUACACGCUCCAAAUCGAACACUCGCUCGACGCCUCACGGUCCAUCAAAGCCACGGUCGAUAACCACAGGGAUGUGUGGACCGACGAGGCUUGGAUUCAAGCGCAGUUUUACUAUUACUUUUAUAACGUGACUCGCAGUGAGCUGUGGCCGGAACCGAUCCGUCUCGAUGAACUGCACACCAAUUUUACAAAGUCCCAAGCAUUUGCAAUUCGACAAGCAGCAGUGAAUGCCCUCCAAGGCCAAGUACAGCUAAGUAUCGAUGCUCUCGCCUUGUCGUUCCAAGGAAACGCAUCACUGGUCCUGGGCAGCCCAUACAUCGGUCUCCACGACAAGUACAAUCCCCAAUUCAACAUCUCGGCUGAGAACAUAGAGCGCUUCCUCCAAGAUGUCGUCAUCUCGACGCUAUCUCUCGGCACAUCGACACACAAUGGGGACAUCAAGGCGCUUGUCGGAACCGAAGUGUACGUCUUCAGCGAAAAGCUACAGUUCUUCCUACCUUAUGGGGUAUGCCUCGGCAUGGGGCUUCUUAUUAAUUUUUAUGGUUUCUGGUGUUGGAGGCGGAAUGGGUCGGCCGCUGGGAAUAGCUUCCUCCAGUUCGCUACAACGACGAGUUCAAGCAAGACCUUGAAUGAACUCGUGGCGCUGUGCCCCGGGGGAGAUGAGCAUGUGCCAAAGAAGCUGAAGGAACUUGAGCUGCAGUUUGUGAACGGCAGAUUCCGCGUUAAAGGCGAAGGAACAAACCCUCAACCCUGA
Messenger RNA from Fusarium keratoplasticum, 1746 nucleotides. RefSeq lists its product as uncharacterized. Lineage: Eukaryota; Fungi; Ascomycota; Sordariomycetes; Hypocreales; Nectriaceae. The transcript has 4 exons. The record is from RefSeq and is a predicted model, not a curated record. The coding region runs from base 1 to 1746 and encodes 581 amino acids.